AUGCACUUGCGUACGAUGAGGAGGAGCCACGUGCAUGUUUGCAGUACCUGCGUUCUCGUCCUUGCGGAUACGCGGUCAACGGAGGGCUACGGCAGCUGGUGCCUGAUGCGCAUGGCUUUUCUGAAUGUGAAACAAGUGCCUCUCUGCGCCGAACAAAUCGUGGAUGAGCAGAUGUUGAGGGGGUGGACUAUCCUGACCGACGUGGCGACGGCUGCGCAUUGGCAGGAGAGGAGGGGCAGUUUGACAGGGGUGGACUAUCCUGACCGACGUGGCGACGGCUGCGCAUUGGCAGGACAGGAGGGGCAGUUUGACAGGUGGGUGGACUAUCCUGACCGACGUGGCGACGGCUGCGCAUUGGCAGGAGAGGAGGGGCAGUUUGACAGCACGUCUCGCCAUAAAAGGAAGGCAUACGCUGUGCACUUUGCAGUAGAGCGGGUGACCACGUCUCGCCACAAAAGGAAGGCAUACGCUGUGCACUUUGCAGUAGAGCGGGACGUAAGCACGUUUGCUUGUCUCACUGCGACUGCCUUGGUCAGCAGUCGUUCGGAAUGGAGCAGUGGUGACACUCAGGCACUGGGGUUGGUGGUGAGUGGAUGA
Messenger RNA from Eimeria mitis, 597 nucleotides. RefSeq lists its product as uncharacterized. The record is from RefSeq and is a predicted model, not a curated record. Bases 1 to 597 code for a protein of 198 amino acids. NCBI's taxonomy places the organism in Eukaryota, Apicomplexa, Conoidasida, Eucoccidiorida, Eimeriidae. The transcript has 9 exons.